AAUCUCCCUCCCUCCGGAUCCGAUCGAGCGAGUCGCAUCCCAUUCCCCUUCCCAGCCACAGACCUCUCCUCUCUCCAUCCUCCAAUCUCCAAGCAGCAGCAGCAGCAGAUCCCAUCCAUGGCGGGGGGCAAGUCCACCGGCAACGCCGCGCGCACCAGGAAGCGCGUCGAGGCCACCGUCCUCAAGCGCUCCAGGGACGGCAGCGCAUUCACCAGAUGCGAGGCCUGCAACAAGGACGUCCCCGUCGUCCUCAUCGACAUGCACAGCUGCAGCCUCGACGCCAAGAUCAGGAUGACGCUCGAGGCGCAGGUGGUCGAGAGGACCGUCGAGGUCACCAAGCCCGACCGCAAGAAGCCCUCCAAGACCGCCAAGGACCCCAAGCGCAAGCGCACGCCCACCGCCUUCUUCCUCUUCAUGGCCGACUUCAGGAAGGAGUUCAAGGCCCCCCAUCCUGACAACAAGAAUGUCGCCACCGUUGCAAAGGAAGGAGGGGAGAAGUGGAACUCCAUGACCGACCAAGAGAAGAAGCCCUACAUGGACAAGGCUGCCGAGCUCAAGGCUCUUGCUGAGAAUGGCGAGGGCAGUGGUGAGAACAAUGUCGCUGGUGCCGAGAACGAGAAAGCCAAGGCAGAUGAGGAGGGGGACCAGGAGGUGGAUCAGCCACCGCCCAAGAGGCGCCGCCGCCGCAAGGUCGCUGAUGAUGAGGAUGAGGAGGACGAGGCGGGUGGCCAGGGAGACGAUGAUGAGAAGAACGAGCUGGAUGAUGACAUGUAGAUGGAAGAGCAGAGCGACCUGCUCUUUUAUUUAUGUAAAUGGCGGGCAGAUGUGCUAGAUCGUGGCUUGUUUGAUUCGAGAGCUGGAUUGUAGUCGUAGCACGCCAUCACUGUAGCUAUUCACUACUAGUGAUGAAGAUGGCAUUUUCGUUUUGGUAGCUUGCAGUCGGUGCUACCUGUGGCGGCAGUGCUAGCUAAAUGUUGUUGGCACAUGAAUGAAUAUCUAUCUAUCUAUCUGUUCAGAUCCCA
Molecule: messenger RNA, 1022 nt
Organism: Panicum virgatum (switchgrass)
Lineage: Eukaryota; Viridiplantae; Streptophyta; Magnoliopsida; Poales; Poaceae
Product: high mobility group B protein 7-like
Exons: 7
Coding region: 118-774 (218 amino acids)
Source: RefSeq, a predicted model, not a curated record